AUGCAAGAGUUCGAGGACGAAACUGCAAAAGAUAAAGUCCUACAGCAGUUAUCCCAGCAGGUCGUGAAAGGCUGGCCAGACAAUGUUAAUGAAGUUGACCUGAAAGUAAAACCGUACUGGUCGUUGCGAGAUGAGAUAUUAGUAGAAAAUGGGUUAGUACUUCUUGGAAGCUGUGUCAUAGUCCCUGCAGAAUCCUUAAGAGGCAAAAACUUGCAGCAAAUCCACACAGGACAUUUUGGCAUAGAAAAAUGCAAGCUGCGAGCCAAAUCCUGUGUUCACUGGCCAAGCAUCUAUAGAGAAAUGGGAAGUCUUGUAAACGCGUGUAGGGUGUGCAAAAGUACCAAACUUCUUAUCAAAAAGAGCCUAUGAUACCCUCGGAGAUCAACCCAAGAUGGUGGUAAACUGUGAGUGCAGAUCUAUUUUAUGCCCAACAGUCGUGGUUUCUUAUAGUUGUUGAUCACUACUCGAAGUUCCCAUUUGUCAGAAAGCUCAACAACCUUUCAACUGGAGCUGUUGUAAAAGAAAUAAACACGAUAUUUGCAGAAAAUGGAAUUCAAGAAACUUUACAAUGUGCCAACAAUCCUCAAUUCACCUCUGUCGAGUUCCAACAACCGGCAAGCCAAUACGGCUUCAACAUCAUAAUGUCAUCCCCUCACUAUCCACGUGGCCAUGGAUUAGUAGAACAUCAAGUCCAAACGGUGAAGAGGUUCAUCCUUGAGUGUGGAGAGACCAGGGAAGACAUAGAUCUAGCCCUGUUGGCACCACGAACAACACCCCUGAGUCCCAAUAUAGCAUUGCCAGCUGAACUCCUCAGUGGUCGAAUUUUUAAAUCCACGCUCCCUGCAAAGAUCUACCCAUCAAAAGACUAAGAAGACUUUAGAAACUGGCUGUCAAGGCGAGACAAGACAAUCAGAGCUGUUACAUUGUUACAACAGAUACACCAAGGAACUCCCUGAGUUAUACAAGGGCAAAGCCAUCUAUGUACAAGAUUCCGAGAGGAAGGCAUGGAGUGCCACUAAGGUCGUAGAUCAAGGAAAUUCACACCGCUCCUAUACUUUGGAAAUUGAGACCGGUGUCCACCUGUGA
Porites lobata is the source of this 1086-nucleotide messenger RNA. The record is from the annotation of a GenBank genome assembly. NCBI's taxonomy places the organism in Eukaryota, Metazoa, Cnidaria, Anthozoa, Scleractinia, Poritidae.